UCGCGUGUGCUCGACGAUAGUAUUGUAGUUAACGGUGGAACAUUUUGGUGUUUUGUGCCACCUACCCACGAAGACAGACUCAUUGUUUCGUAGCAUUGUAUAAUAAACAAUUCGACAAAUUAGCGUGUUAAAUUUGUCACGAACAAAUCAGUCGUACCGUAUCAAACGAAUGAUAAUAUUGUCGUUAAGAAUCAUUGCCGAGAAUCAUUAACUUAGUCUCUAUGUAGGGUGUUUUCUACGUUUCAAAGACGCUACAAUUGUAUAAGUGCUCAUUUUACGAAAUGCGGCAUGUUCGUUGACGCAAUGGCACACUUUAAGAUGUGACUUUAUUCGUGAUCGCGUCAGCUGAUCGACAACCUAUCGAGCAAAUUAGGCGCACGAGCAGUUUUGAGGCCCAUAUGGGAACCUUAAUAGGGAUUUAUUCGUCCCUUCAUUGGACAAAACUGACUAAUGCUUAAUGAAAAUUGUGGAUCGAGUGUUUAAUAUUUUAAUGUUUACAGUUUGAAAUGAACCGGGAAAAGUAUCAGUUGUUUGACUUGGAAAAUGUGUACUACUUCACAUGUCUAAGCAUGAACUUCAGUGUGCAGAGCGCAGGGAGAAUACAAUUGGAAAUAUAAAUAUAAUACAUAAGUGAACUUGUAUGGCUAGCGACUGAUUAUCUACAGUCACUUCUCCGAAUUUUUCCUCGACUUGCGAACUUCCUCGAUAUGUUUGGAUCGGAUACCAUGAUGUUUGAUGUUUAGAUCGGUGAUUAAAAUGGCUCUAGUAAUGUUACCCUGUGAUUUACCAUGGUGGCCGGCCGUAGUAAAGCAACUAGAUCGAGCUGCUGCUGCCAGGAAUUCCGAAGAUCUUGUGGAAGCGAUGCAGAGACUGCACGACAUGUGCAAAUACGAGGAACAGUGCAUACUGAAAAGCAUAAGCCUCGAUCCUGAAGAAGACAUACAGGAUCCUGAAUUAUUUUCUGGACUAACAACCUUCCUUGAUAAUGAUCUCGAUUUCUCCGAACGAGAUCAAAUCUUUGUGAACACAAUACCACGAAUAGUAGAAAGAGCGAAAGCUCUAAGGUCUUGUAAACCACCUCAAGGUCUACACUUUAGUCUUCAACAACAAGGAGAUUGCGUCGAGUACAGCUAUGCCUUCAUUUCAUCUUUAAUCGCGAACGCGUUUUUUUCCACAUAUCCAAAAAGAACGGCGAAAACGCAUCCAACUUUACAGGAUUUUAAUUUUACAAAUUUUUUCAAACAUCUUCACAAUAAUGGACAAAAAGCAAAACUAAGAAGCAUAUUUAGUUAUUACGACUAUCUUGAUACUGAAAACGCGUUAGAUGGAAAACUAAUAAUUUCCAGACAGGUAAUGACAUCAAAACAGUGGUUAACUAUUGAAGAUUGGUUGGAGAGCAAUGUUCCUUUGUGUCCGCUGAUGAUACGUCACGAAGGUCGUCUAGACAGAGUGGAACCAGAAGCUAAAGUACUGAGAAUUUGUUUCACGAGUGCGAAAUUUGGAGGCGGUGUACUUGAUGGUGAUAUUACGCAAGAAACUGUACAUAUAGCAACGCAUCCCGAAAUGCUCGCGGCAAUUUUGUCGGUCGAGGCUUUAGAAGACAACGAAGUUUUAAUAGUCGAAGGAGUUAGGCAUAUAUCUAGAAUAAAUGAUCCUCGCAACAGAGCUGUAUUUGAAGUUUUACCAAAACCAAAUGUCGUAACAGUGUGCUGUAUUGAUCCUGAAAAUUACUCACGUUUACCUCUGUCACAAUUUGAAGAAGAUAACAUAUUACGAGAAAUGAACAAAUCUUUGCUUGGAUUUCGACAAAGACAUAUACCAAGCAGCCCGACUGACCCUGUAAAGUUAGAUUCAGAUAUAGAUGAAACAGUUGGUUCUCGCAGAUUAUCGCCAAUCGGUGAAAGUUUUAGUAGCACCCCUCCAGAAAUAGAAAGCGAUGAUAAGAUGUUGCCAAUAAAUAAUGAUACUAAAGAAGCAAAAUCUGUAUUACGUGAACAUAAAUACGAUGUUUUACCGGAAGUUCGUACUAAACCAAAUGGUAAAUCUACAAGACCACCUAGCCCUCAUAAGAUGUACAAUGAUACAAGUUAUACAAAUAGAAGAAAUCGGUUUAUCGUUCUUGGAUCUAGCGGAGAAAUUUUACCAGUUACGCGAAAGUCACUUGGUCAAAUGUCGGUUUAUAGUAGUUGUAAUAGUCAGAGUACAGACAGUUUUCACAGUGCAAAAGAUACUAUAGAUGAAGACCUGGAAGAAGAGGAACAGAAAGUAACUAAAUACUAUAAUACUCAAUUGGAUACCCCAGAAAGAAGAGGAACUUUCGCACAACGUUUAAGAGAUGCGUUAAAACGAGAAAAUACAGCUACUGGUGCUACUUCAUUGAAUACCUCAUUUGGAGAAAGUAGUUAUGCAGUAGGAAUAAGUGUAUCUGGAAGUCAUGUUUGUGAUCAAGAUAUUAGAGUAAAGAGAGGAGGUUCAAGAGGUUUUGUUCUACGGGAUGAAACAGUAGAUGAAGAUUUUUUGAAAGAAUCUUUGGAAGCUGAACAAAAAUGGCUAGGCAGAUUUCGUCAAAAUCAACCUAUAUUACAGAGGAGAGACACAAAUGCUAGCAGUAGGUACAGUUUCAGCACUGAAUACAAUUCUGAUUUUUGUUCGGAGCUUGAAGAAGUUUAUGAGCAACUAGCAAAAUGGUUAGAAGAUCCUAUAGCAGCAGACGAAUCUCGCGAAUUAGAUGCGAGAGACAGAGCAGUAGUACGAUUCGCAGGAUCAUUAUUGAAAAGAGCUCUUAGUGAAUCGUUUGCCGGUGUUCCAGUUCAAGAGGGGGAACCACAACCUUUCAUUGAUUCUACCGAUGUUAAUCAAAGCCACAAAUUAGCUUUGGCUGUGAGAAGUUUGAGUUUAGAGCUAGCCCGUCAGAAAAAUAGGAGACAACAAUCAGUGUCUGUAUCUGAAGGUUUAGAAUAUCAUGAAGAUACUUUAAGUAACAAUACUGUAUCAAAAGAAAUAAAGGAUAUUCAACGUAAAAAGCUUAGGACAGUAACGUUCACAUCUGAAGUUUUUCAAACAUUGGUUGAUGAUGAAACUACCGUAUAUCUAUCUAAUCCAGUUUCUUUAAAUAUAUCUGGCUCCGGGGUGAAAGGAAUAAAUCCAACACAAUCUUUCAAUAUCAGAAAUGACAAAAUUGCGCAACAAUUCGAAUCGCAUAUAACAUUUAAUAUACCAAGAGAUGGUAGUCCACAAACUGGUGGAUUAUUACCUAUUGCUACAGGUAAUUGGGGGUGUGGAUCCCGUUUAAAGGGAGAUCCUCAAUUGAAACUCGUUAUUCAAUGGCUUGCUGCUUCUUUGGCAGGAGUACCAAAACUAAUAUAUUAUACCACAGGAAAUCCUAGCUUAUCCAAGUUAGACACUGUGAGCAGAGUCCUCAUGGACAGACAUUGGUCUGUCGGUGAUUUAGCCGCGGCAACAUUAAGAUUUGCAUUACACAUUAUCGAACAAAGGACUGAAGGAAGAAAUACUCUUUUUGAAGAAAUAAUUGGUAUGGAUAAACCAAGUCCUUAGCCCGAUUCAAUGCUGUCUGUUCUGGUAGAUAUACUUGCUACUAUGAUCGAAGACAGCCUACUAAAUACUUAAAUAUAAUAUCAAAACAGUACAACAAAUAAGCGUGUCUUUUGCGAUUUGUGAAAGUAAAAUGUACUUUAGAAAUCACUUGUGGAGGAUUUCAUAAUGAGAA
Eufriesea mexicana is the source of this 3727-nucleotide messenger RNA. RefSeq lists its product as uncharacterized. Gene Ontology annotation, cellular component: cytoplasm; nucleus. Lineage: Eukaryota; Metazoa; Arthropoda; Insecta; Hymenoptera; Apidae. Gene Ontology annotation, biological process: ATP generation from poly-ADP-D-ribose; nucleotide-sugar metabolic process; regulation of DNA repair. The coding region runs from base 736 to 3555 and encodes 939 amino acids. The record is from RefSeq and is a predicted model, not a curated record. The transcript has 17 exons. Gene Ontology annotation, molecular function: poly(ADP-ribose) glycohydrolase activity.